CAGAAACUGAAGAUAAGGGAUGAGCAGUGUUGAGGAAGGAGAGAAGAAACCUAAGUUGGUUAUUUUUCUACUGCUUGCUUUCAAUAUGAAGGAAGAUCAGGUUGUGCAGGAAGAACAAGGACUCCAAGAUGAAGAGGAAUCUUUGUUUCAAGACAUUGACCUGUUACAAAAACAUGGCAUUAAUGUGGCUGACAUUAAGAAACUGAAGUCAGUAGGAAUCUGUACCAUCAAAGGGAUACAAAUGACAACAAGAAGAGCCCUAUGCAAUGUCAAAGGACUCUCAGAAGCCAAAGUGGACAAGAUUAAAGAGGCAGCCAACAAACUGAUUGAACCAGGAUUCCUGACUGCAUUUGAAUAUAGUGAAAAGAGGAAAAUGGUUUUCCAUAUCUCCACUGGGAGCCAGGAAUUUGAUAAGUUGCUAGGAGGUGGAAUUGAAAGCAUGGCAAUCACAGAAGCUUUUGGAGAAUUUCGUACUGGAAAAACGCAGCUCUCUCAUACCCUCUGUGUGACAGCUCAACUUCCAGGAGCUCGUGGCUACCCAGGAGGAAAGAUAAUCUUCAUUGAUACAGAAAAUACUUUCCGUCCAGAUCGCCUUCGGGACAUUGCUGAUCGCUUCAAUGUUGACCAUGAUGCAGUACUGGACAAUGUACUUUAUGCUCGUGCAUAUACCAGUGAACAUCAAAUGGAGCUACUUGAUUAUGUAGCAGCAAAAUUCCAUGAAGAAGCUGGCAUCUUCAAGCUACUGAUUAUUGAUUCAAUAAUGGCACUUUUUCGAGUGGAUUUCAGUGGCCGUGGAGAGUUGGCUGAACGGCAGCAAAAAUUGGCCCAGAUGUUGUCACGGCUCCAAAAAAUCUCAGAAGAAUAUAAUGUAGCUGUUUUUGUGACCAAUCAAAUGACUGCCGAUCCAGGAGCAACUAUGACCUUUCAAGCAGACCCAAAAAAACCUAUCGGAGGACACAUCCUGGCUCAUGCUUCAACAACAAGAAUAAGUUUGAGAAAAGGAAGAGGAGAACUUAGAAUUGCUAAGAUUUAUGACAGCCCUGAGAUGCCCGAAAAUGAAGCCACCUUCGCAAUAACUGCUGGAGGAAUUGGGGAUGCCAAGGAGUAGGUGGUGAUUUGAUGCAAAUUGCUUCUUAGUGCUUAUUAGGAGCUAAAGAAAUGGAAAAGUAGUCUCAAAUUGCACAUCUUGAAAUAAGGCUUUGGGUUUUUUUGCAUGUUAUUAAAGGAAAGUCAGCAAAAGAGAUUUAAAUCUUACAUUUAUCUGAA
Molecule: messenger RNA, 1266 nt
Organism: Nycticebus coucang (slow loris)
Lineage: Eukaryota; Metazoa; Chordata; Mammalia; Primates; Lorisidae
Gene: DMC1
Product: DNA meiotic recombinase 1
Exons: 14
Coding region: 20-1108 (362 amino acids)
Biological process (GO): DNA strand invasion; mitotic recombination; DNA repair
Cellular component (GO): nucleus; condensed nuclear chromosome
Molecular function (GO): single-stranded DNA binding; double-stranded DNA binding; DNA strand exchange activity
Source: RefSeq, a predicted model, not a curated record